Choloepus didactylus (southern two-toed sloth) is the source of this 639-nucleotide messenger RNA. RefSeq names its product olfactory receptor 2T27-like. Lineage: Eukaryota; Metazoa; Chordata; Mammalia; Pilosa; Megalonychidae. The transcript has a single exon. Bases 1 to 639 code for a protein of 212 amino acids. Gene Ontology annotation, cellular component: membrane. The record is from RefSeq and is a predicted model, not a curated record. Gene Ontology annotation, biological process: G protein-coupled receptor signaling pathway. Gene Ontology annotation, molecular function: G protein-coupled receptor activity; olfactory receptor activity.
AUGACAGGUUCUGAAUGUCUCCUCUUGACCCUGAUGUCCUACGAUCGCUGUAUCGCCAUCUGCAACCCACUGAGGUACCCGGUCAUCAUGAAUCCCAGAGUCUGUCUACAGAUGACUACUCUCUCCUGGGUGGUGGGGCUCCUAAAUUCCUUGUUCCCUACUGUCUAUAUCACACACUUUCCAUUCUGUGACUCCAAGGAGAUUCAGCACUUUUUCUGUGAAGUCUCAGCUAUCCUGAAGCUCUCCUGUGAGGAUACCUCUACCUAUGAAAUGAUUUUGUUUGUCACGGGAAUUGUGUUCCUCCUCAUCCCCUUUGGAUUCAUUUUCACCUCCUAUGGCAUCAUUUUCUUAACAGUCUUUCGUAUGAGAUCCCCGGAGGGACGGAGCAAAGCCCGCGCCACCUGCCCCUCCCACCUCACAGUGGUGAGCCUCUAUUUGGGUUCGGGUGUCUUUCUGGUUAUGAUACCUCCAACCCGGUAUUCAGCACAGCAAAGCCAGGCUGUCUCCCUUUUCUACAACACCCUCACCCCCAUGUUGAAACCUGUUAUUUACAGCCUGCAGAAUAAAGAAGUGCUGGGGGCUCUGAGGAACACACUGAGGAUGGGUGUCUGUUCUCAAAUUGCAGCCAGAAGACUUUAG